Penicillium riverlandense is the source of this 864-nucleotide messenger RNA. RefSeq lists its product as uncharacterized. The record is from RefSeq and is a predicted model, not a curated record. The transcript is spliced from 2 exons. NCBI's taxonomy places the organism in Eukaryota, Fungi, Ascomycota, Eurotiomycetes, Eurotiales, Aspergillaceae. Bases 1 to 864 code for a protein of 287 amino acids.
AUGACUCCACCCCCAGACUGGACCACGUACACCGGCUCCUCGCUGAUCUCCAUCGGCACCCACAGGCUACACAUCCACCUCAGCGGCCAGCGACACAACCCCAAAGACCCACUCGUGAUCAUCCUCACCGGCGCCGGAGACGUGGCAUCCUCCCACGUCGCCGUGGAGCCCCCUCCGGUGAGCGCCGCGCAAGACCUCCACAGCCUACUCCAGCGCAUCGGGCUCGCCCCGCCACUGGUCCUGGUGGCGCAUUCGUACGGCGGCAUCGUGGCCCGCGAGUACCUGCACGCCUAUCCCGAGGAUGUGGCGGGGAUGGUACUGAGCGAGGCCGCGACGGAGCGAACGUGUGAUUACUUCCGGGUCCCGGAUCCGGAUAUCACGGCUGUCGUGGGGGAGCUGCGCUGGGCGACGGUGACCGGGUUGCGGGACCAGUCGGUCCUCUCGAGAGAGCAGUGGCGGCAGCGGGCGAUUGAUAUCUCGCGCGGCGCCGGGGGUGCCGCGCUGCAGGAGACGAGUUCGUUGGUGGAGGUUUGUCAGACGCUGGCGGAGAAGAACCAGUUUCAGCGGAGGGCCAUGGGGUCCCGGCCGCUGGGUGUGAUUCGGUGUAAUAGCGCCAGCGAGUACGAACGGGUCUAUGCUACGGGUGUGGCAAUGGGUAAUGGGACUCCCGAGCAGCAGGGCGCGUUUCGGGAUCUACUGGAUCGGUGGGAGGGCAUUGAUCAGGAGCUGACGGAGGAACAGCUGCGGCUGUCAUCGCGUACGCAUCUGGUGCGUAUCCCCGACUGUGGACACAAUGUCCACCUCGUGCGUCCGGAUGUGGUAGCGGCGGAGAUCCGGUGGGUGCUGGAUCGGUUAGGGACCUGA